This is a messenger RNA of Sphaerodactylus townsendi, 1005 nucleotides long. RefSeq names its product dynein axonemal assembly factor 10-like. Bases 275 to 565 code for a protein of 96 amino acids. Lineage: Eukaryota; Metazoa; Chordata; Lepidosauria; Squamata; Sphaerodactylidae. The transcript has 2 exons. The record is from RefSeq and is a predicted model, not a curated record. Gene Ontology annotation, molecular function: ubiquitin binding.
UGUUGUACUGUUGUCUUUGCUGUUGAAGGUUAGAUAAGAAAACAGACAGCUCAUCCGUGCCAUACCUUUCCCCAGUGCUGUGUAAAGACAGGGCUGUCUGCUCAUACAGCUCAGUCCCCACUCACCUGGUGGCGUCAAGGCCAUUGUGACUUACCGCCAAAAAGCAUGCGGGACCGCAAGGCGCAUCAUUGGAGCCCACUGCGUUUGGUGUCCGCGCUUGUUUAUUGCAAACCUUGACGCAACUUUGCUGUUUUGUCAGGCGCACAAAUCCACCAUGUGGCAGGUGCGGCACCUCCCACAGAACAGGGAUAUCUUUGUGACGAGUGGAGGAGCUGGAAACCUUCAUCUUUGGAAGUACGAGUAUCCAGCAGAGCGCUCAAAGAAGGAUUCAGAAGGAAGAGAGAUGGGGAUGGCCGGCUCGGUCAGCCUUCUGCAGAACGUGACGCUAUCCACUCAGCCUAUCUCCAGCCUUGACUGGAGCCCAGACAAAAGGGGUCUCUGCGCUUGCAGCUCCUUUGACCAGACCGUGCGAGUGCUCAUUGUCACUAAACUGAACAGGGUUUGACCGAAGAAAGAUUUCCAGCAGGCGCGUUUCUGAGCAAGCUGUUGCCUUUAAAGUUCUGUGAAAUUCUUAUGCCGCAGAAAAUGUGGAAAUAUUUUCCGGGACUGGGUUUUUUAAAAAGCAUCUCUUCGAAAAUGUAACAUUAAUUUCUCUAAAACUUGCCUCCAGAUUUAGCACCUGAAACCCUGUUUGGUUUGGCUGGAUGCUUUUGAGUUUACAGCCCUUUACAUUCACUCCGUUUUCAUGUUCGUUUGUCUCUUGUUAAAUGUUUGCGUUCAUUUUGGUUUGCCCUCCCACAGGAUUAUUCAGCAAUUAUUUGACACUCUAGAAGACAGACCUCUGAAGCAGCAAGUGUGGGUUUGUUUGUGCAGCUUGAACUCCUCUGGGUGUUCAAAAUCUGAACAAUGAUGUUGGAUAGAAUAAAGGCUUAAUAUUUCUAGUAA